CCUUCGCACUCAAUUAAAAAUGAUUUUACUACAAAAUCAAGAUGAAUGACAAAGAAAUAAUCAUUGUUUGAUUGUAUCGAUAUGCACGAAAAUAUUUACACACUGUUUCCAAUGGAAAGACAUCAUUAUAUUUAUUUUCACUUUUAAGGUUGUUCCAACCUCUUCAUGUUGUUGAUUAUGAAAUACUAUCGCCCUGAUGACUUUUCGUUUUGUGAAUUACUUUGUUCAUGCUAGCGUUAGAAAAUGAUACUCCUCCGAAGGUUACCGACGAAAAGUAUCAUUCUGCAAAAAUUAGAACACCAUAUACACCAUAGACCAGCGAUUAAUAGCAAGCAGUUAUUUUACACGUGUUUAACACCAUCGAUCAGGAUCAACGGGAAACCAUGUGUAUUUUCAGCGUUAAGGUACUGUGGAAGCAAUACAUUGAAAAAGCAAGUUUUAAGCCCUACCAUACGGCCUGCAACAAAAACGAAAAAACCAUCAGAAUUUAAAAAUCUGAUUAUGCUAGCGGCACCCGAAAAAUGGAGAUUGUUCGGUGCCGUUACUUUCUUAUUGGGUUCAUCUGCUGUCACAAUGGCAGUACCGUUUUGUUUAGGAAACCUGAUUGAUAUUAUUUACACAAGCAGCAAAGAAAACAUAACAGAAAAUCUCAAUCGAUUAUGCAUUAUUUUAUUCGGAGUGUUCGUCUUUGGGGGUCUAUGUAACUUCUUCAGAGUUUAUUUGAUGACUACUACUGGACAUCGAAUCACUCAGUCCUUGAGAAAACAAUUAUACUCCGCUGUUCUGCGGCAAGAAGUAGCAAUGUUUGAUAAAUGUAGUACAGGAGAGCUUGUUGGUAGACUAUCAGGAGACACACAACUUGUUAGUUCUGCGUUAACUAAUAACGUGUCGGAUGGGUUACGUUCUGCUGUUAUGAGCAUUGCCGGAGUAUCGAUGAUGUUCUAUGCUUCGCCAAAAUUAGCAAUACUCGGUCUAGGCGUUGUACCGCCAAUUGCCGGUUUAGCCGUAAUUUAUGGCCGCCAUCUAAAGAAAAUUUCUAUGGACAUACAAAACAGCUUAGCAGUACUGAAUACAACAGCUGAAGAAAAAAUCUGUAACGUGAGGACAGUAAAAGCUUUUGCAAAAGAGCCAAGUGAAGUGAACUAUUAUAAUUCACAAUUAGAAGAUGUGCUCAAAGUCUGCUAUAAGGAAAGUUUGUACAGAGGAAUAUUUUUUGGAUUAACUGGAUUCUCAGGAAAUGUGAUUAUUCUCUCUGUUUUGUAUUAUGGUGGAGUUAUGAUUUCUACCUCGUCUAUUACAAUUGGAAGCUUAAGCGCAUUUUUAAUGUAUGCUGCAUACGUGGGAAUUUCUUUAAACGGACUAUCCUCGUUUUAUAGCGAAUUAAACAAAGCGUUAGGUGCGAAUGCACGUUUAAUUGAAUUGGUCGAAAGACAGCCAGCAAUACCCAUUGAAGGUGGCAAAAUCCUGGAAAAAGAACUGUCAGGUGAUAUUGAAUUUCAAAAUGUUAGUUUUGCUUACCCUACAAGAGAAAGUAUAUGGGUUUUGAAAAAUUUCAGUCUAAAGAUUCCGAAAUGCACGGUAGUUUCUAUCGUCGGUUCAUCGGGUUCUGGAAAAUCUACGGUAGCUUCGCUAUUGUUGAGAUUUUACGAUCCCCAUUCAGGAUCUAUACUUUUAGACAAUCAUAAUCUCAGAUCUCUUGAUCCUACAUGGGUCAAAUCACAGAUCAGCGUUGUAUCUCAGGAGCCAAUACUCUUUAGCGGUACAAUAAGAGAAAAUAUAUUGUAUGGAGUUGACGAUUCAACGAAAUACGAUGUAGAAGACGUCGCGAGACGUGCGCACAUUUUGGAAUUUACAAAAAAUAUGCCGGAUGGUUUGGACACAGUGGUUGGAGAAAGAGGCAUUACUCUCAGCGGUGGACAAAAACAAAGAGUCGCUAUUGCUAGGGCGCUGAUAAAGGAACCAAAAAUCUUAAUUCUGGACGAGGCAACGAGUGCGUUAGAUGCAGAAAGCGAAUAUCUUGUACAGGAAGCUAUAGAAAAAGCUAUUAAAGGACGAACGGUAGUAACCAUAGCUCACAGACUCAGUACAAUAAAAAAUGCUGAUAAAAUUAUAGUUUUAAAUCAAGGACAAGUAGCAGAAACUGGAACGUACAAAGAACUUAUGGAUAUAAGCAAUGGUUACUUUUAUAAAUUAGUUCAACAUCAAACUUUUGGAUAAAUUUCGAAUUGUAAUAUGUCACAAAAACAACAAAGUUUGAUAGUUACAAGUUUAUCGGCGUGUAUUUGUAUAUAUUAGUAAAGUGAAAGGUAAUUCUUAUAUCUUUUUAACGAUUUUAAAAUAAGCAAUGUAAAAAAAAUACCCAGCAGUAACUAAAUAAAACCAAUGUACAAAGGUCAUUGAAAAUCACAUAAAAAUUGUAAUAAAUAAUUAAUAAAUUUAUUAAUUUAAUCUCAGAAAUACAAUAUGUUAUUCUGUAA
Molecule: messenger RNA, 2477 nt
Organism: Hylaeus anthracinus
Lineage: Eukaryota; Metazoa; Arthropoda; Insecta; Hymenoptera; Colletidae
Product: ATP-binding cassette sub-family B member 10, mitochondrial
Exons: 3
Coding region: 244-2217 (657 amino acids)
Biological process (GO): transmembrane transport
Cellular component (GO): membrane
Molecular function (GO): ABC-type oligopeptide transporter activity; ATP hydrolysis activity; ATP binding
Source: RefSeq, a predicted model, not a curated record